GUCACACUCACACUAGAGAGAGAGCGAGAUUGAGUGUGUGUCUGUGCACGGUGUGAGUUUUCUCCCUACUUUAGCUGGAAAACAGAGCAAUCUGUUUUUAUCUUAAAGAGGAAAAAGAAGCUUUGAGGUUGUGUGUGGCCAUGGCUGCUCGCAGGCUCUCCUCAGUGCUGUCUCGCUCUCUUUCUGCUUCUCAUGCUUCUGGGUCUGCUUCUCUGCCUUCCUCUCUAGUAAGAACUUCUGGCUGUGGAAGAAGCAUCAACAGGUUUAGCACUGCUGCUGUACCUGAGGAAUUAAUUACUCCACCUGUUCAGAUAAGUUACACCCAGCAUCUGAUUAACGGGCAAUUUGUGGAUUCUGCAUCAGGAAAAGAAUUUCCGACACAUGACCCUCGUACCGGGGAAGUGAUUGCCCAUGUUGCUGAAGGUGACGCAGAAGAUAUCAACCGGGCUGUAGCUGCUGCUCGGAAGGCAUUUGAUGAGGGACCAUGGCCAAAGAUGACCGCUUAUGAAAGAUCACGGAUAUUGUUGCGAUUCGCUGAUUUGGUUGAGAAACACAGUGAUGAGCUUGCAGCUCUAGAGACAUGGAACAAUGGGAAGCCUUAUGAACAGGCUGCCAAAUCCGAAUUACCAUUGUUUGUGCGGCUAUUUUACUAUUAUGCUGGCUGGGCAGAUAAAAUCCACGGACUAACAGUUCCAGCUGAUGGAGAUUAUCAUGUACAAACAUUGCAUGAACCAAUUGGAGUUGCAGGACAAAUCAUUCCCUGGAACUUUCCUCUUGUCAUGUUUGCUUGGAAAGUUGGGCCUGCUCUAGCAUGUGGUAAUACUAUUGUCCUGAAGACGGCGGAGCAAACGCCUUUGACUGCUCUCUAUGUGGCAAAGCUAUUCCAUGAGGCUGGUCUUCCUCCAGGUGUGUUAAAUGUAGUUUCUGGCUAUGGUCCAACUGCUGGUGCGGCUCUUGCCAGCCAUAUGGAUGUGGACAAACUAGCAUUCACAGGAUCAACUGCUACUGGGAAAAUUGUUCUUGAAUUGUCCGCAAGAAGCAAUCUUAAGCCGGUAACACUAGAGCUAGGAGGGAAAUCACCUUUCAUAGUAUGUGAGGAUGCUGAUGUUGAUAAGGCUGUGGAGCUUGCACACUUUGCUCUGUUUUUUAAUCAGGGGCAAUGUUGCUGUGCUGGGUCUCGUACAUUUGUACAUGAACGUAUAUAUGAUGAGUUCCUAGAGAAAGCAAAGACACGUGCUAUGAGACGCGUUGUUGGGGAUCCCUUCAAGAAGGGUGUGGAACAAGGUCCUCAGAUUGACCCGGAGCAAUUUGAGAAAAUCCUUAGGUACAUAAGAUCUGGAAUCCAAAGCAAUGCCACCCUUGAAUGCGGAGGUGACAGAUUAGGCUCCAAAGGCUACUUUAUUCAGCCCACUGUCUUCUCGAAUGUUCAGGAUGAUAUGUUGAUAGCAAAGGAUGAGAUCUUUGGUCCAGUGCAAUCCAUCUUGAAAUUCAAUGAUAUUGAUGAAGUAAUACGAAGGGCGAACGCAACGCGCUAUGGUUUAGCUGCAGGAGUUUUUACUAGAAACUUGGACACUGCCAACACCUUGAGCCGAGCACUAAGAGCUGGUACCGUGUGGGUUAAUUGCUUUGAUGUGUUUGAUGCUGCAAUUCCUUUUGGUGGGUAUAAGAUGAGUGGCAUAGGCAGGGAGAAGGGAAUCUACAGCCUUCACAACUACUUGCAAGUCAAGGCUGUUGUUACUCCUUUGAAGAAGGCAGCGUGGUUGUAAGCGUCUCAGUUCCACCAUGUUGUCUCACUUUUCCUGUUCUAAAUAAGGAACCAACCAUACAUGGUGAUCAGCUUGUAAUUGAAAUGCACAGAAAGUAGUAAACCUCGAGAAAACUUACUUGUUUGCACCCGACUGCCCCAAGUUUACAUUUGCAUCUCUUUGGAAUCCUAGUGACAUUUUGAGUGAUGCUGUUA
Molecule: messenger RNA, 1960 nt
Organism: Alnus glutinosa
Lineage: Eukaryota; Viridiplantae; Streptophyta; Magnoliopsida; Fagales; Betulaceae
Product: aldehyde dehydrogenase family 2 member B4, mitochondrial
Exons: 11
Coding region: 141-1766 (541 amino acids)
Molecular function (GO): aldehyde dehydrogenase (NAD+) activity
Source: RefSeq, a predicted model, not a curated record